Messenger RNA from Agrilus planipennis (emerald ash borer), 1935 nucleotides. RefSeq names its product T-complex protein 11-like protein 1. Lineage: Eukaryota; Metazoa; Arthropoda; Insecta; Coleoptera; Buprestidae. The record is from RefSeq and is a predicted model, not a curated record. The transcript is spliced from 10 exons. Gene Ontology annotation, biological process: signal transduction. Bases 82 to 1593 code for a protein of 503 amino acids.
UUAUUAUAUGACAAGGUUAUUAAAAUAUUAAUAUUUAAAAUUUUACAAGAAGUUCUAUUAUAUAUUAUAACUGCCUUUACUAUGUAUGUGUGGAGUAUUCCUCCAUGUGAAGACGUCGAUCAUAAUGGACAAGAAAAUGGUGCUUCUUCAAGAACAAGAACACAAAGUGAAUGUUCGGCAGCUAGUGACGAUGGUAAUAAUGCAGGAAAAAGACAAAGAACAACAUCACAACAGUUAUUGGCUUCAAGUGGUAUAACAGCAGCAUCUCCACCGAAAUUCGUUUCUUUAGAAGAAAUAAUGAAAGCCGCAAAUGGUAUGCGUGAUAUGUCUUUGGUACAUCAAAUCGCAGUGGACAACGAUUUUCGACUGCAACAAGUGGAUCCUCCAACAAAUACAUUACACAAAGCUGUAAAGGAAAGCAUGCACAAAGCAUUUUGGGAUAUAUUGAAGAUUGAACUCAAUGAAAAUCCUCCCAGUUACACCCAAGCCUUACGAUUACUAGAAGACAUAAAAGAGGGUCUUUUUCGUGUACUUCUACCACAACAUAGUAAAUUGAAACAACAAAUAUCAGAAGUUUUGGAUAACGAUCUGAUUCGACAACAAGCUGAAAAGGGAACCUUAGAUUUUCGUCAUUACGCUCAAUACGUCAUUUCAGUCAUGUCACGGUUGUGUGCUCCAGUUAGGGACGAAAAAAUUAAGCAACUCACCGAAAUGACUGAUGUUAUUGACACAUUCAAAGGAAUUUUAGAAACUUUGGAUUUGAUGGCUUUGGAUAUGGCAAAUUUCACUAUUGACAUGGUCAGACCUGACAUUAUAGCUCACAGUGUUGAGCUUGAAAGGAAGAAGUUUGCUGAUUAUUUAGCUGUGCAACCGGAUGGUUUGCAACAUACUCGUAAUUGGUUGCUAAGGCACGUGAGUACUAUCGAAGCAGUACCUUCUAAUGUCGAUCGAAACAGUUAUAUCAAACAUUUAACCAAGAAAACGUUCUCAGAAGCUUGUUUGGAUCUGUUGGAGUGGAACGCACAAAAUCCAUACCCAGAGACGUUCAUGUUAGAUGAAGAAAGGUUGUCAAAUAUCGAGUUGCAAACGAACCGAUUAAUAAUAGCCGGCUCUAUUCUACUGAUAACAGGUAGCUAUGUGGGCCCAGAUCUGCAGUUUAUUAUGUCAUUCAAGGAAACGAUCAAAGAGCAUUCCCUUAUUUUACUGCAAACUGUUACUUCUGAAAAAGAUUUGAAAAAUACCCUACCGAACAUAGCUAUUCAAAUAAUUAAAGAUGUGAAACAGGCGCAGGAGAAACAUGGACUGCCGCAAAUCACAAAAGAAGUUGAAGAAUUGCUAACCAAUCAGAUAGUGGACUUGACUAACCCUGAACAUAGAAUACGACAACUUGUUCGGCAAAGGAUAAGAGAGUUUCUCUUACAAAUAAUCCAGUCUUCGACAGCAGCGCCACAAAAAGUGCCUUCUGGUCUAACUACGUUGCAAAAAGAACUGACAACCGUCGCAGGUCAAUUUUUGAAAAUAAUUUCGCACAACAGUAGCGUUUUUUGCAAUUACUACUACGACAUAUUAGACAAUGCUAUACCGAAAAACUAGGGUGAUAAAUAUUAUAUAAUGUUGCAUUUAAUCAUCAUCCUGUUUUUGUAUCAUAACAAAAAUAUUAUCAGUAGAAGCUUAAAGUUCAUUUAUAUUACACUUAAAAGGAAGUAAAAAAUUAGCAAAAACUAACCGAUUAUUAUGUAAAAAUAAACACCGCGACUAAUGUUAACCUGGAAGAAGUAAUUUUAAGGCCUUUAUACUUAGUAACCAUACUCUAGUCGAUGGUUUUAUGUCAGAGAAGUAACAUGCAUACCUAUAAAUUUUUCACACAUAAACAUUAAUAAUAACGAUGUAUGCAAUUAUUAUAAAUAUUUAAAUAAAAUGUAAUUUUGUAUAAGA